GGAGACACGAGGGAGGAAGAGAUCUUGCAGCUGGGUUGUGACAAAUAUAGCGACACACAUACACCAUACACAUUUGUCUUUAUUUGUAUUGUUACUACAUGCUUUGUAAGAUUGGCACUCAGAGGGUUAAUGUGUGCCUUAUAGGGUUAACUGCAUGCUUUAUAAGGUUGGCACCCCUAGGGUAAAUGUGUUAGGGUUGGCACAGGAUUAGUGUGUACCUUGUUAGGUUGGCACAUACAGUUAUUACACGCUCUGUAAGGGUUAAUGUGUGUUGUGUAAUGCUGGCACACACUAUGGUUAGCAGAUAUUCCUAGAUAAUGUAUUAUAUGUAAGGUUGGCACACACUGUUACUGCUUAUUAUGGUAAGGUUGACACACACUGUUACUGCUUAUUAUGGUAAGGUUGACAAAUGUAAGGUUCCAACAGGCAUAAGAUGAUUGCUUAGCUUGCAUAUGGGUUAUUGGAAGUGGUGUUAAAAUGCCUGGCAUACAUGCAUGUGUAUUGUAUGUUUGUUAGGCUGGUACUCAGGUAUGUAGAUGCACACAAAACCUUGUUUUAUGCUGUGAUGGUGUUCGAUUACUCAGAAGCAAAGACACAAAGUUAUUGCAUGCUGGGUUCUUGUACUGUACAUUCCAUAUUAUUGUAUAUAUAUAGUAUUUAUAGGGCGCCACAUACACACAGAAAAAUUGUUGUACUGGGUUAGGGUGCCAGACAGGAAUUGUGUUUUAGCUUAAAGUGCCACACACACUAGGUUUGGGUGUCACAUACAGGAGUAUUGUGUUCUAGGUUUGGGUGUCACAUACAGGAGUAUUGUGUACUAGGUUUGGGUGUCACAUACAGGAGUAUUGUGUACUAGUUUUGGGUGUCACAUUCAGGAGUAUUGUGUACUAGGUUUGGGUGUCACAUACAGGAGUAUUGUGUACUAGGUUUGGGUGUCACAUACAGGAGUAUUGUGUACUAGGUUUGGGUGUCACAUACAGGAGUAUUGUGUACUAGGUUUGGGUGUCACAUACAGGAGUAUUGUGUACUAGGUUUGGGUGUCACAUACAGGAGUAUUGUGUACUAGGUUUGGGUGUCACAUACAGGAGUAUUGUGUAUUAGGUUUGGGUGUCACAUACAGGAGUAUUGUGUAUUAGGUUUGGGUGUCACAUACAGGAGUAUUGUGUAUUAGGGUUGGGUGUCACAUACAGGAGUAUUGUGUACUAGGUUUGGGUGUCAUACAGGAGUAUUGUGUGCUGGGUUUGGGUGUCACAUACAGGAGUAUUGUGUGGUAGGUUUGGGUGUCACAGGAGUAUUGUGUGGUAGGUUUGGGUGUCACAUACAGGAGUAUUGUGUGGUAGGUUUGGGUGUCACAUACACACAGGUUGAGGUUAUAUUGUGCUUGGAGAGUAGUCCUCACUUUCCUGGCUUCUGAGGAUGGGUUUGGGUCGGCACAAGCUGCUGGUGUUAGUUCUGGUUUUGUCCAUUUCAGUCGUCCUCUACUUGCUGCUCCCAUCUGGACAGCGAGAGCAAAGGGAACAAAGAGAGGAAGUUCCUCAAGCUGAUCCUGAAACCAACAUAACCAUGCGAAAGGCAACCUUAUCAGGGGACUGGCCAACCUUCUACAGAGAAGCCAUGCCACGCAAUAAGAUGGAGGAUGCUGGAGCAGAAAGGCCUCCAGUGCUAUUGUUGCAUGGUCGUUCCUUCACUUCCAAGACGUGGGAGGAUCUGGGGACGCUGAACAUUCUUGCAGAGCAUGGAUACAGAGCAGUGGCUGUUGACUUACCAGGAUAUGGGGACUCAAUGCUUUCUCAACCCUUGUCUUCCGAACGAGGGCGUACAGAGUACCUCCUGCAUAUUAUGGAAUCUUUUGGCAUGCGCCAGCCUAUUAUCAUCAGCCCAUCCAUGAGUGGCAUGUUCUCUCUGCCCCUACUCCUACAGCACCCAGACCGUCUAAAAGGCUUUGUGCCCAUAGCCCCUGUAGGAACCAAGAGCUUCAAACCUGAACAGUACCAGCAGAUACAGGUCCCUUCUCUUAUUGUGUAUGGAAAACUGGAUACCAAUCUGGGCGUCCAAUCACUGGAAAGCUUACAGUUAUUGCCCAAUCACACUUUAAGUCCUCUGGAGGGGGCUGGACAUGCUUGUUACAUGGACAGACCAGAAGAAUUUCAUACAGUUCUGCUAAUGUUCCUGAGCAAGCUGUGACAGAUCAUUGGAGAAGUUAACAGCAAGAGAAAUAGUUACUACUAUUAACAAAGAGUGACUUGUUGGCACACUCACAAUGGUACUGAGCACAUUUAGUAUGUUGAGGAAGCACCAAAGAUUUGGCAGGAGGUUGCUCAUGGGCGGGUCAUUGGCUAUGCAGUUUUGGUGCAGUGGUUUAUGUAACUUAUUAGUGGUAUUGACAGGUGUAUUAAAGAGACAUAAAACUCAAUAAUGUAUUGGGAAAGCACUAUUGUAUGCACUUUGUAAUAUAAGUGCAUUUAAAAAUACUGCUUCAUGCUUUAUUGAACACCAAGAUUGGCACUAGGUGACCAUGCAGAACCUAGACUACUGGCGAUUGGUUGAUAACCACUGUGCCCUAGUUUUACUGUCAAUUAAGCUAGUCCAGAAAAGGGUUCUGAUUAUGCUCUGAGAUUGGCACCUGGGGUUGUGCAUAAGGUGCCAAUUGCCAUGCAUAGUAUGUUCAAUGUAUGUCCCUUUUAAUGAUUGAGCACAUUUUUGUAGUCGUUACAAAUAUAGUAUAGGAGAGUCUGGGGUUUUAUUGAAAAUGUUAAUAUAAAGUUACUUUUGUAUUGUUUUGUGUGUGUUUUUACAUAAUUAUUUGGGGAAAUAAGCAUGGGGAAUGGCGCCUGACACUGUAAUUAACUUUAUAGAAUGUACAAAUAAACUGGUCAACGUUAUAGAGACAUUUAAGCAUUUUUUUUUAUUUGUGGAUCAAAAAUGUAUCUCUUCAUUUCAAAAUAAUUGCACAUCAAAUAAAUGUCCAUCUUCUAAGCAAA
Bombina bombina (fire-bellied toad) is the source of this 2981-nucleotide messenger RNA. RefSeq names its product abhydrolase domain containing 14A (gene ABHD14A). Gene Ontology annotation, cellular component: cytoplasm. The record is from RefSeq and is a predicted model, not a curated record. Gene Ontology annotation, molecular function: catalytic activity. The transcript has 4 exons. Lineage: Eukaryota; Metazoa; Chordata; Amphibia; Anura; Bombinatoridae. Bases 1417 to 2184 code for a protein of 255 amino acids.